Molecule: messenger RNA, 1524 nt
Organism: Erigeron canadensis
Lineage: Eukaryota; Viridiplantae; Streptophyta; Magnoliopsida; Asterales; Asteraceae
Exons: 7
Coding region: 1-1332 (443 amino acids)
Source: RefSeq, a predicted model, not a curated record
AUGUAUGAUUAUAAUACACUACCCUUUCAACCAGCAAACCACCAGGAUCAUGAAGAAGGACUAGAUUGCCCUGCUGGCGGUUGGGUUUAUCUAUGCUGUCGUUGCAUCGGCUCCUUCAGUCACAUGGCCCCGCCGCCGCCACCCCAUGCUGCUCCAUGCAUGAGAAACUGCUGCUGCCAUUCUGGUGGUCAGAGUACUGUUGCUGUUGCUGAUCCCCCGAAAGAACCGGAAAAGUUUAGUGUGGAUAACAAACCAGCAGUCCGGGUAUACUGCAAAUCCUUAGUUAAAUACUCUCUGACUAUCCGUAAUGGUAAACUCACGCUUGCACCCACCAACACUUCUGAUCCUCACCAGAAAUGGAUCAAAGAAGAGAAGUUUGGGAAAAAAGUCAAGGAUGAAAAGGGCAAUUCUUCUUUCGCUUUAAUUAACAAAGCUACUGGUCAAGCUAUAAAGCACUCAAUCGGUGUAACAUAUCCGGUUCAGCUGAUCAAGUAUGACCCUUAUAAACUCGACGAGUCUGUUCUUUGGACUUGGCGGGGUGUACAAGGUUAUAGUGCAAUCCGACCAGUUUAUGAUAUUUAUCUUAAUUUAGAUGCAUACGACUGCACCAAGGAUCUUGAAAAGACAAAUAUCCGUCAAUAUGGUUGGAAUGGAGGCGGUAACCAGCUGUGGAAUCUGGCUUUUUUCUUGGACCAGGUUCAUUUGCACCACAUGAGCUCCCUCAUGUCCGGCUCUUCUUCGUAUGCUAUCUUUGGCGGACAUGGACAUCCAGAGACUGUUGUGGCUUUCUACACAAUGAGUUCAGUCAACUCUCAGUGUUUGCUUAGAUAUCCUACUAGAUCUCUUGGAAAAAUCAAAUACAUCCUGGCUUUGGUGAUUUGGACUGGGUUACAAUUGGGCCGGGUCCCUAUUGGUCAAUGGCUUGGUCGCCCAGAUAAGAAAUUGACAAUGCUGUUUCUAGUUGGAGGUCUUACAAAUUUGUCUCUGGGAUGGGUGGAGCAUUUCGCCAAGGAAUAUAAAAGCAUGGGUCUUGCCGUUGAAAUUGUCAACUUCUAUCAAGGUAGAAUCCACAAAGAUGCGUGGAUUUAUAACCAAUACGGGAGGGACGAGCUUUAUAAGUUUGCUAAGCUCUGCAAUGGUAAUGACAGUAGCCGCUAUGUAGAAGUUAAACAUGGAUCCGAUAUUAGUGAUGUCCUAUCCAAGACCUUGUUAAAAGAUACUCCUUGUCAUCCUGCUGCCGCUGCCGCUGUUGCGGACGAUGAAGCUCGGGGAAGUAAGCAGCGAGAUGAUAUUGAUCGGAGAAUUUAUAAUGGUAUGCAUCCAGGCUGCUAGAUUGUUUGUGUUUGUUUUUUAUGUUCGUCCGCUCAUCAGAUCAUAAUAUGUAUCACUCUAGUUUGUUUUGUUGUUAGCAUCACACACAUACUUUACCGUGUGUUAUUUACCGUGUGUUUGAGUGAAUUGUCAUGAACCUUCCUUACAACGUCUGUGUAACUUAUCAGUUUUUCAAGUUUCUAGUUAUAUUGC